Hyaloscypha bicolor E is the source of this 1646-nucleotide messenger RNA. RefSeq lists its product as uncharacterized. The transcript is spliced from 2 exons. Gene Ontology annotation, cellular component: membrane. Bases 161 to 1264 code for a protein of 367 amino acids. Gene Ontology annotation, biological process: regulation of peptide transport; transmembrane transport. Gene Ontology annotation, molecular function: transmembrane transporter activity. The record is from RefSeq and is a predicted model, not a curated record. NCBI's taxonomy places the organism in Eukaryota, Fungi, Ascomycota, Leotiomycetes, Helotiales, Hyaloscyphaceae.
GCCCUGAACAACAGAUUUGAAUCAACGACCACACCCAAUCCACACAUCUGCCUUUCACCUUCAUGGCCAGCUCUCCAUGUCUCAAACAUGCUCGCUCCAACCGCCCAGACCCCUUCUUGAAUCCGCCCAACUUGCUAGAGCUAUUCAACCCCUCUGAGCCAUGUCUGCUCUAGAGCCUCCGGUCACAGUCUCGCUGACUGAGCGCUUCACCAGUGAUGAACCAUCCUUAUCAGCACCUUCACAUCACACCCGACGGCCUGGAUCCUCUAUCCGAUCAGCUGCCAAAAGCAAGGGAUUCCGUGCUUAUAUAGGUCUCGAAACUGUGGCUCGCAGAACAUUAGGAAUAGUUCUCCUUUUUAUCACGGUUCUCUUAUUCACGGCUUCUAGUUUUCUUGGAAGCUACAUCUUCGCCGACAACACUUUUAGCAAGCCAUUCUUUGUCACAUUCCUCAACACAGCAUGUUUCGCCUUCUCGCUCAUUCCGAUAUUUUUGAGAAUCGCUCACAAGCAUGGCUGGCGCAAGAUUAGAUCGUCUGCUCUCAGCUACUGGAAAAGCAGGUCCGAUGGGUAUCAAAGACUAAAAUCGAAGGCUCGGGAAGAAAACAAUGGCUAUGAGGACACUCCGAGCGAGGAAUCCUCAUAUACGCGACUCCUUGUCGAUGAUGAUAUCGAGACAAUACAACUGUCAAGAGUAUCAACAAAUGCCUCGAAGGAUCCAAACACCGUUCUGAGCGUCCGAGAAACGACUUGGCUAUCGCUGGAAUUUUGCUUGCUCUGGUUCGCCGCGAACUACCUCGUUACUGCUUGCCUGGAGUACACAAGUGUGGCCAGCUUCACGGUUCUUACCUCCACAAGCAGUAUUUGGACUCUCCUCUUAGGCGCCAUAUUUGGCAUCGAACGGUUCAGUGUUAAAAAAUUCAUUGGAGUUCUGGCUUCGCUGAUUGGUAUCAUUCUCAUAUCCUCAGUGGACUUGGCAGGAGAUAAUGACGACAAUCGGGGGAAGUUUCCUCACAAAUCGCCACAACAGGCUGCAAUUGGCGAUGCUAUGGCAUUUGUUAGUGCAGUGCUGUACGGGAUGUAUGCGAUCGUAAUAAAGAGCAGGAUCGACAAUGAAGACCGUGUCAACAUGCCUCUUUUCUUCGGUAUGACUGGGCUCCUUAAUCUCAUAUUCCUCUGGCCAGGCUUCUUGAUUUUACAUUACACGGGCGUGGAAAAGUUUGAGCUUCCGCAAACGGGGAAGAUCUGGACCAUCGUCCUCGUAUGAUUUAUCCAGCUUUCUGCCCCUAUGCAGCGCUGACGCUCAUAUAGCUCAACUCAGCUGCGUCGUUAAUCAGCGACUAUGCGGGGGCAUAUGCCAUUCUCUUGACAACACCGUUGGUUGUUUCAGUCGGGCUGUCAUUGACCAUACCAUUAUCUCUGAUUGGACAGAUGGCCCUGAGCCAACAGUAUUCCAGCGCUUUGUAUUGGGUUGGGGCGUGCAUUGUCUUGCUGUCUUUUCUUUUCAUCCAUCACGAAAGUCACGAUGCCGAUGAAGCUUCAGCUGUAGCUAUGUAUGAGGCGCACGAACAUGAAGGGACGAUAUAGAGUAUAUAAUGUAGCGGCAUAUACGAAUACAACACUUGUAUGAACGAAAGGAGGAACAUUCC